This is a messenger RNA of Penicillium brevicompactum, 1110 nucleotides long. RefSeq names its product glycoside hydrolase family 28 protein. The transcript is spliced from 5 exons. Gene Ontology annotation, biological process: pectin catabolic process. Gene Ontology annotation, cellular component: extracellular region. NCBI's taxonomy places the organism in Eukaryota, Fungi, Ascomycota, Eurotiomycetes, Eurotiales, Aspergillaceae. The record is from RefSeq and is a predicted model, not a curated record. Gene Ontology annotation, molecular function: polygalacturonase activity. Bases 1 to 1110 code for a protein of 369 amino acids.
AUGAAAUUAAAGCUCCUUGCCAUCGGUCUCUUCGGAGCUGUGAUAGCGCAUGCAAUCCCUGAUCCAGCCAAAGCCCAGGUUACGGCAGCCCCGCAUCUGGAGCAGCGGGCAACAAGCUGCACCUUCUCUGGGUCGAAUGGUGCCUCAUCAGCGAGCAAGUCAAAGACUGCUUGUGCCACAAUUGUACUUUCGGCAGUUGCAGUUCCAUCUGGGACCACACUGGACUUGACUGGGCUAAAUGACGGGACCACUGUAAUAUUCGAAGGCGAAACGACGUUUGGGUAUAAGGAAUGGGCAGGACCCUUGAUAUCCGUCUCCGGCACCAAAAUCACCGUCAAAGGUGCUUCCGGUGCAACACUCAAUGGCGAUGGUAGCCGUUGGUGGGAUGGCGAGGGCUCAAAUGGCGGCAAAACCAAGCCCAAGUUUUUCUAUGCCCACAAGAUGUCGUCUUCCGCCAUCAGCGAUAUUCACAUCGUCAACUCACCGGUGCAAACCUCACACUCAGCGAUAUCACCAUCGACAACAGCGACGGCGAUACGCAGGGGGGGUCACAACACAGAUGCAUUCGACGUGGGAUCGAGCACCGGAAUUACAAUUACCGGUGCGACUGUCUACAACCAAGAUGACUGCUUGGCAAUCAACUCAGGAACGGACAUCACGUUUACCGGCGGUCUUUGCUCGGGUGGACAUGGCUUAUCCAUUGGCUCUGUGGGUGGACGCAGUGACAACGAUGUCGCCAAUGUUGUGAUCGAGAGUUCGGAGGUCAGAGAUUCUCAAAAUGGUGUACGGAUAAAGACAGUCUACGACGCAACUGGAUCUGUUAAGAACAUCACCUACAAGGACAUAACGCUUUCGGGCAUAACAAAAUACGGAGUUGUCAUCGAACAGGACUAUGAGAACGGCAGUCCCACUGGCACCCCAACUGAUGGUGUACCAAUUACCGACCUUACUCUGGAUGGUGUCGGGGGCUCCGUAGAAAGCGGUGCGACAAACGUCUACAUUCUUUGUGCUACAGGAGCAUGCUAUGAUUGGACCUGGAAAAGCGUCAGUGUGACCGGCGGAAAGACGAGCAGCGCCUGUAAGAACCUUCCCAGUGGCGCCAGUUGCUGA